AAUACUCUAUAAAGGCACACUUAAUCCUGCUCGCUGUUGUUCAAUCUGCGGUUCAAUAAUGUCUGGACGCGGUAAAGGCGGAAAGGGGCUCGGGAAAGGUGGUGCCAAGCGCCAUCGUAAAGUUCUGCGAGAUAAUAUCCAGGGCAUUACUAAGCCCGCCAUUCGUCGUCUGGCCCGCCGUGGUGGUGUUAAACGGAUUUCUGGGCUCAUCUAUGAGGAAACUCGAGGGGUGCUAAAGGUGUUCCUGGAGAACGUGAUCCGGGACGCGGUCACCUACACCGAGCACGCCAAGCGCAAGACUGUCACCGCCAUGGACGUGGUCUAUGCGCUCAAGCGCCAGGGACGUACUCUCUACGGCUUUGGCGGUUAAGUUCCAGGCGGCCAUUUGGCAUAGCCUAAUAAUAAAACCAAAGGCCCUUUUCAGGGCCACUUACCCAUUCAGUUAAAA
Molecule: messenger RNA, 448 nt
Organism: Bubalus bubalis (water buffalo)
Lineage: Eukaryota; Metazoa; Chordata; Mammalia; Artiodactyla; Bovidae
Product: histone H4
Exons: 1
Coding region: 59-370 (103 amino acids)
Biological process (GO): nucleosome assembly
Cellular component (GO): nucleosome
Molecular function (GO): structural constituent of chromatin; protein heterodimerization activity; DNA binding
Source: RefSeq, a predicted model, not a curated record